CGCGCCUUGCACCGUCCCACUCUCAGUAAUGGCUGACAGUGUUGAGGCCAAGAUACGGCAAGUGUGAAAAGCUAUAUUUCCAGUGAAUCCCAUACAGGGAUCGACUAUUUUCACAAACACGGUCCAUUGUCAAGAUGAGUGAUGAUAGUGGACGCAGAUUGUACAAAGUACGUGGAGGUGGGCUGGGAACAAGUCAUUCCACCUCGGUGAACCUCGUACAUACUUCCACUCAGUCUAACCUUGUGCAUGUUGCCCCUGUGGGGAUCUGCUCUCAGCCAGGUGUUACUCUUAUGCACUCAGCAGUACUAUCAGCAGAGCCACUCAUUCACACACAAGCAGAGUCCGAAGCACAGUCUCAAGUUCAUACACAGUCACAAGUGCAAAUGCAGUCUCAAACACACAUACAGUCUCAGCCUCAGUCCCUAUUACAGACACAGUCACAAGUGCUUCCACACACUCGAGGGGAUACUCAGACAGUCACACAGCCACAAACCCAGACAAACACCCUAAUGCAAGUGACACCUCGAACACUUGCUCAAUCUCUAGUGUAUUCUCACUCCCAAGUGCUCACACAGUCACAAAUACACACCCAGUCACAGGUGCACACACAAUCACAGAUGCACACACAUUCUCAAGUGAAUAUGCCAUCACAGGUACAUAUACAACCUCAGAUACAUGCACAGUCACAAAUUCAAGUACAAUCUCUUGCUCACACACCUCAAAUUCAGGUGCAGUCACAGCUAACGCAAAUGCCCCUGCAGAGUCAAUUACCAACAUACACACAGUCUUCCGUGCUCAACACCAUGGCAGACUUGGUGGAUGCUACACAGGAGAAAAUGAUAACGGUGAAAGAAUUCAUGGAUUGUGUGCAGCAACAGAUGACAAGCCCCUUGUCGGAACAAGCAGUAGAUAACUCGAGUGGUAUGGAGGUAGUACAAGUUCCUGUAACAAGACACCAGCAUCACAAUUCACCCUCAAUGACUCUACAAGAUUUGCAUUCUUCAACUGGCAGUAUAAAUGAGGCACUUUCUAACAACUCUCAGGUGCAAGUUAUGCAUUCUCUUACAUCAUUUCCUCAAACGGAACAGCUUAGCACAACGAUUGGCUUGCAGCAAGGUAAUGCAUCCCUCUCGCAAACAUUGCCGCAGUCUCUUACACAAACCCAAAUUCUGGAUGCUUUCACAGUGGAGAGAGUUUUAAUGCCCUCAAGAAAUAGCCUUGGACAAACUACAGUUCCACUAUCUUCAGUUGGAACUGUUGAAAUUGAUGGAAUGUCUGUGAUGCGCCUACAAGAGGGUUUGAAUGCACGUCCAGAAGACCAAUCGUCGUUGGUUAUGUCUACAAAGGAACUAACGAAUCCUAGCUCUUCGGUAACCACACAACUGGCCAGCUCACAUAUAACUACGUCACAUCUUGGUGCAUCACCUCUUGAAGCGUCGCUUCUCAAUAAUCUUCAUAUCACAACCCAAGAAAAUGUAUCUAGUUCGCUUUCUAAAAAACCCACAACUACUGUUUCUGCAGUGAUAGCUUCUAACCGUAUGCUGAAUAAACUUUUAGACACUGCCAAACCACAUAUUCCGUCCCAAGUAACUAAGGCAGCAGAGAUAGCUCAUUUGGUUCCAAAUCCAACUGUACGAAUGUCCACUGCUCCACGUUUAGGAGAUAUGGAUGAUGGUACAGAAAUGAUCUUUGCCACAACGAGCAGAGGUUCCAGUCCUCUCACAACCUCGACUCGUAGUAAUGCAGCAAGUAUGUGUACGGUCACUGGCUCUCUACGUGGUUCAAAUGGAUAUGGUGACUCGAUAGGGAAAACUUCUACCCCUUUACAGUUAGAUGGAAUUUUGGGUUUACCUGCAAAUUUCCAGCUGAACAAUACUACACUACUACUUCCAAGCUCUGUAUCACAUGGUCAGAUAAUUCCACAGAGGCAGUUUGAUACAAUACAACAAGUGCUUCUGGGUUCACAGAGUACAGCAAACUUGGUAGAGCAACAGCUAGAUGCUUUGAGUACUGACUCUCUCAGAGUUUUGUCUACUGCUCAUAUGUCUCCAAUAACAACUUGUAAUGUUUCAGGCAGUAACUCUCUCGUUGGUUCAUCUUUAGUAGAUAAAAAUAUGAAGAAAAUGGGGUCCUCCUUAAUUAAUCACAGUGUCAAUAAUACAAGGUCAUUCAAUAUUUUAGGUACACACGAGGGAAUGAGCAAAAGUGGAGUGUCUAUGGAGUCCCUUAAUCGAUCUCAGGGUAACCCAAACACAAAGACAGGUUUAAUCACUUCUGCUGACCCCAUGUUUCCCUCGGUUGUGAUUACUUCUAACUGUUCUUCUCCUACUGCACUUGGCUCGGUGAUAUCAUCUAGAACUGCAUCCACACCUCAAGAAGGAUUAAACAGACUAAGAUGUUCAACUGAUACUAGAAUUUCACAUCAGACAUUAAUUGACCUUCUAAGUCGUGGAUCAAAUUCUGAUACUGUGGUAGGUGGGAAUGGGAUGCCACUUGUUGGUUUGUCAGAAAGUCGAUUACCCCACACUGGUGAUGUACUCCUUUCAGAACUGCACCGUAGUGAUGAAAGUGAUUUAAGUCUUAGUGCUUCCCUCACAGGCACAACUGGUGAAGAGCUUCACAGUAACUCUAGUGGUCUGGUUACUGAAACCUCUUUAGAGGCAGGUAUAGGAGGGGAUACUGCACCACUUCAAGGGUUACCAUCACCUCCACUGUCUAGUUUUAGUUUACCAAAUAUUACUGGGGACUUUAUGGUUGGAGUAGCUGGCAGUAAAUCUUGUCCAUCUGGGCAGGGUCCACUUCCAGCAUUACUCUCUAAUUUGGCCACAACAGCUGACCUAGAUCAGUUUUUGGAGAGCUCUAACAUGUGCAUAGACAUGAGUAGUCUUUCAGAAUCGGAAGUUUCUCUCAGUACUGGAUCUGGAGCAUUUGCGUACUCUCCUGAAAAGCCUGGUAACUCGAAGAGAUUAGUGUCAAGCACAUCAUCAGAUCUUACUUUUACGAAUGCUCUCAAAGCUGCUACUACUAAAUCUGAUAGUGAACAAAUGAAGUUAUCCUUGGAGUCCGAGUCCUCCAGCAGGAUUCUUAAUCAAGACCAGAAAGCAGUAGCAGAGACAACCAAGGCCUUAGAGGUUGAUGUUUCUAGAUUAAAUUCUGUAGCAUCUGCAUCUCAGAGUUCUCCAGCUCUCCCAAGUCAUCCUUCUCCUGUUGCCCAAGAGACACCUGUUAAUAGUUCAAAGAAAGGUAAUUUGCCAGCACAAAACAAGGCGCCACAAGGUCAGAGUGAGAAGAGAAAAGAAAUGUUUAGAAAAAAUGAAUUGUUGGUGCAGCAAGUGGCAUGCUUUAAAUGCCAGCUGUGUUCAUUUUUAAGUCAAGACAAAAGCGAGAUAGUAAAUCAUAUGAAAGAACGUCAUUGCCAGUAUUUGUCUGAUACAGAUGAAUCUGACGAGGAUGCUGAAAACCCACCAUCAAAAAAGUUGAAAGUUUCUGACCCUAGGGAUGAUAAAAAUCAGCUUGAGGAAGCUGCUGAAAAUCAAGAACCCGAUUCAUCUACCAAAACAAAAGAAGGAUGUCAGAAACGUAAGGUUGAUCCUGAAUACAAAAUGGAAAUAUAUACACCCGAGCCAGGGAAAUUUAUAAAUCGAAUAGUUAAAGUAGAGGAAGAGCAUUCUCCUGGUAGGAUAGGUAUAUUUAUCAAAACUGAACCCAGUGAUGUUGGGGAGUUUGAGAGGAGAGUAAUAGAUAAAGAAGAGGAAGAGGAAGAUUUGGGCUUAACUAUUGAACUUGGAGAAGCUAAUGAGCCAGAAAGUGAUCAUGACUAUGAUGAUGAAGACACUAAUGAUAGUAGUGUAAAUGAUGAUAGUGGUAGCAUAAGACCAAGUAAUAAAAAACCAGGCCGUCCAUUAUUCUCAAAGACCACUGGAAUUACAAAAUUUAAGAAAAAGAAUCCCAAGGUGAUGCUUCCUGAUGAGGUACUUGGAAUCAGGUGUGAUGUUAAUGGUUGUGGUUUGAGAAUGAAGAGUGAAACCAAUAUUGCGUAUCAUAGAAAGUGCCAUGUUAAUGCCCUGCUGCAGUGCCAAGAGUGUUUGUUGACCAAGUUUCAAAGCUGGCGUGAACUGGCACUUCAUCUUUGGAAACAGCACCUCAUUGACAUGGAGCUUCACAAAUGUGACAAAUGUGAUUACAAGUCUUAUAGUUACAGCAAAUUGAUGAAUAUUCAUCAUAAGAUCCACAGCGAUGAGCGACCCUCUCUUUGUGACACAUGUGGAAAGCGUUUUAAAACUUCUAAACAAUUACGCAACCAUAAGGCCUUACACUUAAAAAGGUCAGAAGCCCCACAGCAUCAGUGUGAAAUUUGUCAGAGGCCAUUCUCAGACAAGCGUAUGCUGCAUAACCACCAAGAAUCGGUACAUAAGAAAGUGAAGCCUUUUCUGUGCAAUUACUGUGGCUACUCGACUGCUUCCAGAUCCACACUCAAGAUGCAUAUGAGGCAACAUACAGGUGAGAAGCCAUUUGCAUGUGAAAAAUGCAAGUACCGCACUUCUGAUCAUAAUUCUCUGCGACGGCACAAGAUGCAGCACACUGGAGUGAGACCUUAUCGAUGUCCGUACUGCGACUAUGCAUCAAUACAGUCUACUACUUUUAAGGUUCAUCUUAAGGAUAAACAUCCUGGCUUAGCCCAGCUAGAUGGCAUAAUGUUUACUUGUGGGGUGUGCUCCUUCAAGACAGUUAAGCGAGACAAUUACCUGGCCCAUGUUGCUGAGCACAGCAGAGGUGAGAGCAGGAAGCAGCGGCAGUGUAUGUCUUUGAUGUCAUCUGCUAAAAUUGGCAAAACUGAAGAACCUCAGGCCAUCUUAAGUGACAUGACGCCACCAGCUCCUCAUGUGGUCAACAUUGACGUAGACAGUGGGGCUGUUACAGUGGAAAGCCCACACGAUGCAGAUUUUCUUAAUACUGUGCACGUGCAGGGUCCCGUCACGGGUCAAGUGAUAAUGGCUGGUGAUCAGUAUAUCUAUGCUGCUGUUGACUCUUCUAUGUUGUCGCAGGUGAGAUCAGGUGAAGCUAUGGUUCACCUGACCCAAGACAUGGUCGGUGUGCCCAUUUCAAUACCUCUCGAGUCUUCGGUGGCUUCAUCGCUUCAGGGAUUAGUUUAUGUUGCCACCACUAGUCAGAUGGUCCUUCAAGAGCCUUUGACACGUGAACACUUUGACACAUGAAGGCAUAUGACAUGUGUGUGAGGACUGUGCAUGCAGCCACCCCUCCCUCCAGGAUGGCAAGCUCCCUCAGGGAACAAAGCACCAAGUGGCACAACAUUUCAGUGCUGAUUAAUUGUCAUCUUUGUUUUACAGGGGGGACAGUGAUUUGUGUAAUAGCCUGAAAAGCUAUUUCCUUCUGAAUGGCCGGCUGGAUGAUGAUAAUAGCACAGUGAACUCCGUUUCUACCACAGUAAUGGAUGGUAAGAGGAACACUCUGUGGCCAAAUAUUGGUAGCUCUUCAGUAGAAAAUAAUUUAUUUAGAAUGGGGCGUAUAAUUAUGGUACUGUACUUUGCUGUGUUGUACAUAACAUUCUAUACUUUAGUUAUGUACAGGCAUACCAUACAAGUUGUCCAAUUUGAAAUGUUUACAAAUUAUUUAAAUUUUAUUUAAAUUUUUUUUUAUGUAUAUCUGUACCAGAAACAUUGUGCGCACACUGGGUCAUUGUGCAUAGAUCACAGCCAUUGUAUAAAUAUGAUGUUCGUUAUCCCAUACAAACAUAAUGGUCAUUAUGUGGGUAUCGUGGUCAUUAUAUAGGCACCGUAGUUAUUAUACAAGUACCAUGGUCAUUAUAUAAACAUGGUAUGUAAACACUUUCACUGAUCACUGUAUAAACACUGUAGUGUUUACACACAGACAUUAUCGUCAUCAUACAGAUGCCAUGGUCAUUGUAUAAAUACCAUGGCCAUUACACAAAACACUGUGGUCAUCAUAUAUACACCUGUAUAAUCAACAUAAGUGUUGCACAGAGAUCAUGUAUGGUGUACAAACAUUGUUACAUAUUACACAGUCAUCAUAACUGUUGUAUAAAUGUUAUUGUUAAUGUACAAACUGCAUAUGUAUUAUGCAUGUACCAUGAGUGAUGUUAUUAACAUUGGUCUUUGUACAAGUUCGAUGGUCAUUGCACAAUGUAAAGAUUGUGGUCAUUGUUGCAUCAUUGUCAAUAUGCUAAGGACAUUGUAUAAGCAUGAUGGUCAUUGUGCACUAUUGGCACAUGCAUCAUGGGUGAUACUAAUAUAUCCAUUGUAGCAACCUCAUGGUCAUUGUAGAUACACUGAGGAUUAUUAUACCGUGUCAUUAUCCUACAAAUACCAUGGCCAGUGCACAGACACCAUGAUCAUUGUACAAAUACCAUGGGUUGCUGCCAAGCUCGUCAUUCCAUCACCUGCAUAACUGACAAACACAUAAUCCCGCACAUCCGCAUACAUUCCAUGUAUUAGUUGAACACCUUUACUUUGUGUCUUUUUCUCUCAACCGACUUGUCGUGUUGGUCUUUCCUUACUCACGUGUCUGAGCAUAAGUUUACUGCAGAAAGUCCCAGUUUCACCUGCAGCUAUCCUGUCUUCAAGUCUAUCGACUGAUAACAUUAUGCAACAAUGUGUGUGUGUGUUUCUUUUGGCCCCUGAAUAGUGUUUUGUUCUUAUUUGUUUAUACCUGGAAAGUGAAGAAAAUGGCUAUUAUUCCCCCCCCCCCUCUCUCAAACUUUGUCUUACACAGCUUAGGUUAGACAUCUUGAAGGUAUAGUACCUGAAGACUGCUGACUCAGUAUCUAGAGCUGUUACAAUGUGUCACUGCUCUAGAUAAGUAACGCACAAGGUGUCUUCCCUAACCUGUCUAAGACAAAGGUCAAAGCAAAGUUGGAGGGGAAUAAUAAUAAUUUUCUAUAUUUUGGAGGCAUAAGCAAUUAGAAAAUAAUCCUUACUACCCAAUGGCAAGAGUUGUUAGUGUAAUUAAUGUUGUGAACAUUUGCCAAACAAGUCUAGAUAUUGGCUUGGCUAAUAAUACCUUGAUUGUUCUAUUAAAGGUAAAAAGAUGCACUAGAGUGAUUUAGUUUAAUUACAUAAUUUUUUUUUUAACUUAAACAGAGAAUCAAUUGCUGUACAUUCAUAAGUUAUUUAUUUUAAAUGUACUGUACAAAACAUUUGUUUACUUUAAGCAUUUUCAAUUGUUUAUUUUUAUAUGAAGGUUUAUUGAAAGUUAAAUAUAAUUUCUCUCUCUUUCAUUGUGUAAAUAAAUAGGUGUACUAAUCAUUCUGUUUAAAUAAUAUGCCGUGUUUGUACUGUACGUGUCACAAGAGUAUAUAGUGUCACUGUUAGAAUUAUUCUUUAGGUAAUAUGGAACAUACAACAAUUGUGUAGUUACAAAACUGAGGUAUUGUACUGUAUUUGUAAAUGUGCAUUUGCAUUCAACAUCUUUGUUGUGAUAAACUAAUAUUUCCCUCUAAAAAUAAUGAAAAAUAACAAAAUCAAUCUAUAAUUACACAUCUUACAUGGGCCAAGUCAGUUCAAGUGGUCGCUAGUGUAUACACAGAUAUGGUGUAGAAGAGAGUGGCACAACAGUACAGUAGAUAUGGUGGUAAUAAUGCCUGGAAAGUUUUUGUGGAGUGUUGUGAGUUUAGAAUUUUGGGAAUGGUUGGUGGCAGCUAUUAAUUUUCAUGUGAAUUAGGAAGUGCUAUAUAUUAAUGUUAAAAUAUAAAUAUUUAUUAACAUGUGAUAUAUUUAUAAAUGUAUAAAUCAGAGUGUAUUGAUGUAAUAGCCUUAACUUUUCAUAUUUUAUGUGCAUAAACUUUCUUACAUUUAUAUAAAAUUAGUAAAUGUGUUAAUUGUUAAAGAUAAUAGUAUUGAUUACUUGUAUGUAAUACAGUGCAGUACUGUGUUUGUUAAUAUUUUCUUUUCUAAUCCAGAACUCCAUAUCACACAAGUAUCAGGAUAACGGUAAAUGUCUUCCUCUUCAGACGUACAGUAUUGUGAUGUGUAAAAGGCUGUGGGGUGUUAUUCCCUGUCAGAAUCAUGUCAUAGAGCUCACUGGCGAAACUGUACUGUAGUAAAUACUAAUACGAACUUGGUAUGAGCAUGGCGCUCAAUGUUAUUUGUGUUGGAGUAGAUAUCUUUGUAUGAUUUAUCACUAUUGUAAAUGGCUGAAGUGCCUUACACAUGCUGGUUUUAUGAAAGUAUCACUAGUUGUAUGUGAAGUGCUGUUGGCAGUGGCAUUAUGUUGCAAGAGGGCAUGUAGCGUCAGGCCUGCUCAACGAACAUACUGGCCUUGUUUUUUAUAGUGUGCCAGAUCUACAUUUGCCUGACCUCACUUGCAGCUAGUAAUGUUGCAUUGGUACUAUCAUCAGAUUAUUUUUGGCCCGAGACUCGUUGACUGAGGUGCAUCUCAAAAUGUGGCUGUGAUUAGGAACUGUAGAACGUGACAAGAAAUUAUUAAUACAACUCAAAACAAAACGAGAGUUGUGCUAUGGUAAGUUGUUGACAAUUCAAAACUGCUCCGAAGUUAGUAUACAUUGUGUACUGGCCACAAAGUGCAACAGUUAGGGGUGUGUGUGCUUCUUUAUCUGAAGUUUCACAUCUUACCUCAUUAUAUCAUAUUGUGUGAAAAUAGAAGGUUCAUAAAUAAUUUCACAUUAAUAUAAAGUAUAAUCUACCAAAAAUCAAAAAAUAGCUCGGAAAUAUUUGUGUAGCCAAUUUGUAUUUUGUCAUGAACAAUAAGCAAUAAUUUGAUAUAUAAGAAUAUUAAUAAUAUUAAUCUGUUGAAGUUUCAUGCUAACUGUAAUGCAGUGUUACCUCUUGAUACUUUUAGUGUUCAUAUAAUAGCAAUAGAAAGUCUUGAAAGAUCUAAAACAAAUAUUUUCAUCCACAUUUGUGAUGAUAUAGCUACCUUACGUAUUUUAUCCAUUGAUGACGGUCAUAUCAUGCUGUAUUUGACCUGUUUGUUAACAACAUUUUUUUGUAUAAUUAUUGUUUAUGGAGUAAUCAUAUUGGCUGUGGUUUGGUUGUACAUUGUUUAUAGUAAUACAUAUCUUAAUAACCAUCAAAUACCAUAGAAUAACUUUAUUUCAAUUCAUAGUUCACAGACUUUGAGAACUUUUACUUUGUCUUUAUUGCUUAUUCAAUACUCACCAUAACUAUAGUUCAUGAACUGCCUUACUGAUGCUUUUACUAUGAAUUAAUAAUAGUAGGGUGUAAAUGUUUUCAUAUUAAUUUAUACCAUGCUAUUUUAACUGAUGCAUCUUGCCUUCAAAGAGCCCACAGGACAGACCAAUUGAGAGAAAGCAUUCGGCACAUGGCCGACCCACUCACAAAAGCCAGUCAGCUCUCGGCUAUUGAUGCAUGGACAUUUUUCACUUGUUGCUCCAGUUUUGUUUCCUUGAAUUAUGCACAAGUGUAUGUAUCCCUGUAGUUUGUAGGCUUAUCUAAAUCUGCUUAAUACCACAGUGAUGAUUAGGCCUGAUGAAACACAAGUCAUGAGAAAAUUCCAAAAAGGUCAUGAAGAUAGAAGGAUUAUAUUGUGCUCACCUAGUUGUGCUUGGGAAGGUGAUGGGGGGAGGUUGAACUGUGGCUCAAGAAAUACUGUAUAGCCAAGCUAGGGAAUAGGUACUAAAAGGUGGUAAAUCUAGCCUGAGUGUGUGUGUGAAGAACCCUAGUGUGAGGAAAAUGUUCAAGUCCUGAUAAUUGGGUACUGUAUUUCCAGUAAUCUAUUUUUUUCUUUGGCUUGCAUCUUAUCUUGAGAAUGUCUUUUGAAUUGACUUGAAACCACAAUUAUUAAUAUUAUAAAUUUUAUGAUUAUGCAAGUAAAUAUCUAUUGAAGUUGGGUAGUGUAUCUCCUUUUGUAUUUAAAAUGCAUUUGUAGAAACAAACUUUGUAAUUAGGCACUGUAGCUGCUAGUGCUUAUUUUUAGAACCAAUGGGAAUUUACAGCAAGGGGUGCAUGUUUACAGCGAUGGGGUAAAGAAUAAAAGAUGUGAUUUUAUUCUUUUGUGUGAUAUUAGAGUGCAGGAAGGGUACGGCCUGACCACAUUCAGUUUACAAAUUUUGUGGCUAGACGUACAAAACUCUUUCAACGAAAGAGAUGUGGGGGUAACCCUGGAUAGUAAGCUGUUGCCAGAGGACCACAUAAAAAGACAUACUCUGACAUUUGGCAAAAACAUGGAUGCAGAAAUACUUUAAAUACCAUUCAUGACCCAAGCUUGAAUGUGCACAGUAAUAUGGUGUCCAUAUCUCAAAAACAGAUAAAAUAGAAAAGUUGCAGAGACAUACCUUGUGAUGUUUUCAGGGCUCAAAGUCCCUGCGGCCUGGUCCUUGGCCAGGCUUGGCAAAUUACUCAAAUCAGUUAAAGACUAUGAGGAAAGGUUGUAGGUGCUAAAUGUGCCAAAAUUCGUAGACAGCAGAAGUAGAUUUGAUCACUGUAAAAACAAUUAUAAGAGCUAUCGAUGCUUUAGAUAAAAAGGGAAUUUUAGAAAUUUGUAACGUAGGGCAAAUAGGACAGGCAUCAAGUACAAAUUUUGGACACAAAAACACUGAAAUGCUAGAGAGUUUAUAAAAUCGUAGACAGACUGAAUAAACUACUGUAUAUGAGAGGCUGCUUUCUGUGUGCAUCAUUGGAAGUUUCCAAACUAUGACUGAACCAUAAAGCAAAUAGAGCACUGUUCCUCCUUCCUCCUCCAAACCUGCAAGAAUUCAACUUUGACUGCAAAAGUUACAUUAUUUAAUGUACAUAAAAUUUAGAAAUAUAUUGUUUGGGUCUAAAGGUCACGGUCUUGGAUAACCUGGGUUUGCUUCAUUCAGAAUGCAAUCAGUCACCAUUCGAGAGGUAACUAUUGUGAAUAAUAAAUUUAAAACAAUCGAAUGUGAUCUACCCAUUGUUUUUCUUGGGUCGCUGAAGUGGGAAAUAGGAAAAGUCUCUGGCUAGGUAAUGUAUUGACUAUAUGUAAAUAACUCUUGAGAAAGCAUAGAAUUUCAGGAUAAACAAAUCUUGCUUUACCUAUAUUCAUUCAAAUCACAUCCCUAAGUAAAUCUGAUUAAUUUGUCAUCACUUGUUUUGUGUGUUUUUGCUCUCGUAUUAGAAUCUUGGAUGAUAUCUGGUAAUUUUCUAAAUAUAUGAUAAAUGGUGCUAGUCUUUUGGGCUUGGCUCCUCUUAAUAAUAAAUCUCCCCUCUACACAUAUCAUUCGGUAUUUAAAUUGUAUGUUUUUUAAUAUUUGUAAUACUGUUUAUUGCAAGAUAUUGCUGGCAUAGGAGAUCUGGACUCUCUCUCAAUUGCCUGUGAUAGAAUUGUGUAGUUUGAACUGAAGGCCAGCAUAAGUAUUGAGGACAACUCUCAGGACAAAUUAUUGAAAGGCUGAAAAUAUAAACCUUACUCUCUAGCUGAAAUUCCUUGCUUUAAAUGGGUGGUUAAUGAGAUGGUGGGUUACUGUGUUCUCUUGGCUAGCUUAAUGACAAAUGUUUUUUUAAUAAGAGCUUAGCAUUAUACUUUUUUUUUUUAUUAAAGGUUAGGAAUGGAGUGUUGAGGUGCUUCCCACCAAUCUAUUUUGUUAAAAUUGGUUCUUAAUGUAUGCAAUUUGCCAAAAAUAAUCCAGGUAAACCCAGGAACAAAAUUAAAGUAACAGGUGUCUAUUGUCUAUAAUGUGUGUCUAUUGCAUCUAAUUCUCUUGCUCAGUAAGAUGGUUUUCUAGAAAAACUUACUUUCCUUCUUUUUUUUCACUGAAGCUCCAUUAAUUUUUGUACUUUUUCUAGUCAUUCCUGUUACAGCUGUUGCACAUGUUAUAUUCCUGUACCAGUACAGUUUGCUUCUUUCCACAAAGCUUUAGUAAUGCAUAUCUUUCAUUCUAGCAUCUUGAGCUGUUUACUACUUCAUAUUAGUUUAGAUGAUAUUGAUGUGGUUGUAUAACACGAGAGCUUGAACAAGGGUUCCUAUGCAAGACUACUGAACUACUUUUCUACUCAGUGCUCAAUGGCCAUCUCUACUUUUUCUGGCUUGUUCAUAUUUGCAACACGUGCAUUCUUAAAUUUUGUUGUUGACAUUAUCAGUUUUGCUUUAACAUUUUUGCAACCUGAGCUUAACGUAUAUUAUGGUUACAUUCAUUGCGUAACAUUUACUGCUAAUCACACAAUCUUGAUCUGCCAAUUCUCCAGUCUUGCCAAAAUGUGCAAAUGCCAUAAAUUCUUGUCAGUGCUGUAAUUCCCCUUAAUGUAUAAUUUUUUGUUCUUUUAAAAUUUAAAUUACACAAGUUUUUUUUCUUCUCCAGUGUGUUUUUAAUUUUAAUUAUCAGGUGAAAUCGCCAAGCCAUUACGACUUUAUAGCACUGAUGUGAUUGUGUGUGUGACCUAAACAUCCUUUCUUCCAUUCUUAUUACCUCUUCUUAAUGAUGAUAUCUGCUAAUUUUGUCUUAAUCAUUCCAUACAGGCUUGCAAAAUAUAAUCUCUUGGUACAUUUACCAUAUUGUAGUUAAAGUUAUUUCAUAUUAAUAUGUAUAGCAUAUUUAUUACUGUCAGUUUGGAUUUUCUAUAAUUAAAAAGUUUGUAUUAGUUAUACAAGAUAAUUUGUAAUUUACAACAAAUGUUUUUUUUUCUGUGGAACAGCAAGCAUAAAAUCAAAAGCCUAAGUACAUUUGAUAAUAAAGUGUAAAUAAUUUGAUUUAGUGCAUAAAUGUCCUGCAUUCAGGGAUAUUAGAGUUUUGCAUCAGGUUGUACAUGACAUGAAUAUUUUUUUAGAAUUUGAUUAAAACAUUUUGGUAUUGUAAAAUAAAUUAUGACAAAUAAUGCUCAGUGUAUCCCAAGCAGAAUUGAAUUGUGCUGCAAAUAUAAAAUAUAUACUGUAUAUAUACACAUGCACAUUUGUAAUACCUUUAACCAUAAGCAUGUUUAAGCUAAAACUUUGUUUAAAGUACUGUACUUCAAACUAACUCCACUUCAUGCAAGACAGGGUAUCUUUUGUUACUAACGUUUUAAUUUGUUUUAGUUUAACAACUAGUAACCUCGUCAAACUUAACUUUUAACCAUAGUUUGCCUAGCAGCUAAGCUGAAUAUAAAGCUUUUGUGAUAAAAAUAAAAAGGCUGGACUGCAUCACUGACAUGUUUUGAUAAUUACAAACAAGAAAAGCUCUCAUUUUGAAUUUUUGUAUAUAAAUUAUUUUAUAGUUGUAUAUAGUUUAAAUGGGAAUGGAUUUUGUUCAUCAUAUUGUAGUUACCAUCACCAUCUAGUCAUAAUAACUUCUCAGGCACACUAGGAUGGGUAGAAGAUGUUAAAUUUAAAAUAGACUGGGAUUGGGUAAGAUACCUAUGUUGUCCAGUCAUAAAUUGUAUCAUUGUUUUCAAAGGGGAAAUUUAUAACUUUUCCAUUUUGUUUAUGUAUUUUUUGACAACUGAGUAACAUGUCUUAUGUCGAAGGUUUUGUACAAAUUAGUAAGUAAACAGUGCAGUAAGAAAAAAAAUAGAUGAACCCUAUUUACCAUUCAUUAUGGCAAGGUUUGCAGGGUCAAAAUUGAUCUCUACAUUAUUUGAUCUUGAUCACUUAUUAUGAUAACAUGGAAGGAGAAAGUUAUUAAACUUUGUCCUACAGUUAAGAGACUGAUGACGUUUUGUCAAGAACGGUUAGUUUAUGAAAUGUUCAGUUCACUUGAAAUGCUCAUUUAAAUUAAAACUACUUUUCCAAAUAAUAACACUCUUACUCUAAAGCUAAAAUAAUUGACUAUUGGCCAUAAUUUAUUUGGUCUAAUGUUUCUUAUAAUAACUGUACGAGAUCAACCGGUGAGUAUUACUGUUGUUAUACUUGAACAGUUUGUCUUCUGUACAUUCCAUCCAGGACAAUAAGAUUUUGAAAGAAAUAGAACAAAGCAUGAAAUAACCACAAACAAUAUAACAUACAAAAUUUAAACAAAUUAGGAAUUUUGUUUCUGUGAUAAUUUCCCUCAAGGUGUAGAGUAUGCUACCAGAUAAAUAAUAAAAUGUAUAUUUUUUUAUGAAUGUAUUAACGUAUUUAUUUGCAAAAUCUUGUAUCCUUACUCUAACCAAAUGAUUGUACAAUGUGGUUCUGGGCAACUGUGAUCUCCAUAUUGGAACAUCCUACCAACAUGGUACGGAAGUCAAUAAAUAUUUGUGAUGUU
Molecule: messenger RNA, 14134 nt
Organism: Procambarus clarkii (red swamp crayfish)
Lineage: Eukaryota; Metazoa; Arthropoda; Malacostraca; Decapoda; Cambaridae
Biological process (GO): regulation of transcription by RNA polymerase II
Cellular component (GO): nucleus
Molecular function (GO): DNA-binding transcription factor activity, RNA polymerase II-specific; RNA polymerase II transcription regulatory region sequence-specific DNA binding
Source: RefSeq, a predicted model, not a curated record